Messenger RNA from Cygnus olor (mute swan), 1346 nucleotides. Its product is annotated as noggin-like. The transcript has a single exon. Lineage: Eukaryota; Metazoa; Chordata; Aves; Anseriformes; Anatidae. The coding region runs from base 530 to 1315 and encodes 261 amino acids. The record is from RefSeq and is a predicted model, not a curated record. Gene Ontology annotation, biological process: osteoblast differentiation; dorsal/ventral pattern formation; negative regulation of cell differentiation.
CAAAAAGCAACUGUGACCCACACAGCCAUCCUCCACUGAAUCCAGCCCCAGGGUGCGACACAUGCCCUUCAGACCUCCAGGACCACCAGGGCCGAGCAUGGCUUGGGGGUCCUUUCUGAGCAAGACCCAAAAUCCAGCAGCUGCUGCCCCCCCCCCCCCUUUGCUGGGAAGGUCCCGGAUGCCUCUUCAAGCACAGGAGUGGGCAGGAUGUGGAGGAGGAGGAGGUGCUGGACCCUACCCAUCUGUGGCAGCCUCCUCUCCCUGGGGCAGCACGGGUGCAGGCGGCUGGGGGGAAAAGAGGCAGAGGUGAGGGUCCCGCUGCCCCUGCCCACAUUCACCCCACCCGCUGCACCUCAGCCCAGUGGGAGGCCCCCGCUGCCCCCCCGAUGUCUGGAGGGAGCAGGGUGUCCCCGGGUAGGCGGGCGGGCGGCCGGGUAUCAGCAUCCGCAACCAGGGAAAAGGGGAAGGCCGUGCUCGGGACGUGGCGAUAACCCGGGGGACGCGGCCACAGCCCGCAGCACCGCUCGCCAUGCAGGACCCCUGCCGCUGCCUCCUCCUCCUCCUCCUCUUCCUCCUCCUCCUCUGCCUGCUGCCGCUGCCGCCGCCGGGUGCCUCAGGCCUUGCAUCACCGCUGCUGGAUGACCCUCGAGACCUGCCACCGCCACCCGGCACCGCUGACCCUGCUGCCCGCCUGCUGCGCGGCCGCCCCUCGGCCCCGGUGCGGCCCUACAGCCUCUCGCUCUCCCCCGAGGACUACCGCUACGCGCCCAAGCCCCGACAUCUACGGCCCGGGCGGCUUCGCCGGCUGCUGGGCUCGGCCUUCGACUCCUUCUGGAUGUCGGCCGAGGAGCCGGCGGGUCGCAACAGCACCGCCGCCACCGAGGACCUGGAGGCCCUGAGCCGGGAGCUGGCGGAGGGCGCCGGGCGGUACCGCCGCAAGCUGUGGCGCGAGGCCGAGGGGCUGGAGCUGCCCACCCUGCUGCCCCCCGUGCCCGGGCUGCCCCCCGAGCUGCCCACCACCGUGGCACGGCGCCUGCGGCAGUGGCUGGUGGAGUGGGCCGCUUGCCGCCUCACCUCUGCCUGGGUGGACCUGGGGCCCGUCUUCUGGCCCCGCUGGGUGCGCCAUACCGCCUGCCAGCCCGACGCCUCCGGCUGCUCCUGGCCCCCCGGCAUGGCCUGCCGUCCUGCCCAGCUCACCCACCUCAAGCUGCUGGCCUGGCACUGCUGGGCCCCGCGGCCCCCCGGCCCCCCGCACUGCGCCUGGCGCCAGAUCCCCUACCCCGUGGUGGUCGCCUGCAAGUGCUCCUGCCGCUGAGGGGCUGGGGAACAGAAGAAAAUAAAAUGCC